Molecule: messenger RNA, 183 nt
Organism: Paramecium pentaurelia
Lineage: Eukaryota; Ciliophora; Oligohymenophorea; Peniculida; Parameciidae
Source: the annotation of a GenBank genome assembly
AUGAAUUUUGAUGCAUAAACUAUGUUAGCGACUCAAAUCGGUAAAAAAAGGAUAAUUGAAUUAAAUACUUAUGAGCAAAACUCAAUAACAGUUUUAAAUUACAAGAAAACUUUAGCACUUAGAAUAAUUGAACUCUAAAGAUCGAUACACAAAGAUUUUGGAAAUUCAGAUUAAAAAUUUUGA